AUGAACGCACCUCUUCCUUCUACGCGGGCAUUCCUCUCCGAUCUACCUUCUCUUCCAGUUAGCUCGAAGGUCCGAUUUCUCGGUUGCGUGAGGACAUACAACAUCCAAACGGGGCAUCUCAUCCUUGAACACAACUAUCCGCGUCAGAAACCACCGCAGGAACCACCCUCUGUUGCCGUUGAUAUCAACGCGGUGCUGGAGACAGUCACCUCGCAGGAGCUGUCCGUUGGCGCGUGGGUAAAUGUGCUCGGCUAUGUAAGGAGAUAUAGGAGAAGUGAUGAUGAUUCGGUUGUUUCAGAAUCAAAUCCCAACCCAGUGUAUGUGGAAGCCGUGAUGGUGUUCCCAGCUGGCGCCGUGGCGUUGGGAGAGUAUGAGCGAAUCCUGCAGGAAGCGUUGGGCGUGGAGAGGAGGGUACGGAGGACAGGGUGA
This is a messenger RNA of Aspergillus luchuensis, 429 nucleotides long. RefSeq names its product nuclear telomere cap complex subunit Ten1. Bases 1 to 429 code for a protein of 142 amino acids. Gene Ontology annotation, molecular function: single-stranded telomeric DNA binding. The record is from RefSeq and is a predicted model, not a curated record. The transcript has 2 exons. Lineage: Eukaryota; Fungi; Ascomycota; Eurotiomycetes; Eurotiales; Aspergillaceae. Gene Ontology annotation, cellular component: CST complex. Gene Ontology annotation, biological process: telomere capping.